This is a messenger RNA of Paramecium sonneborni, 1350 nucleotides long. The record is from the annotation of a GenBank genome assembly. NCBI's taxonomy places the organism in Eukaryota, Ciliophora, Oligohymenophorea, Peniculida, Parameciidae.
GAAAUAUAUGUAAUAAUAAUAGGAUCAAUUGAAGAUAGCUUUUUUGCACCCUGGUAAUAAUAAAAAAUUCUAAAAUAGAUUUGGGUAUUGGAGGCGCUGAAUAAUUAGUAGUAAAUCUUGCAUUGGCAUUACAAAAAAAUCAUUAUGUAAAAAUAUAUACUCCACAUCAUGAUCCUAACCAUUCAUUUCCUGAAACUAAUGGAUAAAUCCCAGUAGAAGUAAGAGGAAAUAUAAUACCUGCUCAUAUAUUUGGUAUGAUGAAUUGUAAUAUUUAAAAGGAUAUUGUACUGCAAUGUGUGCAUAUAUAAGAAUGAUAUUAGCAACUUUGUAUAUUAUAUUUUUUAGUGGUCGUUGGGAUGUUAUCAUAAUUGAUUAAGUAUCUGUUUGUUUACCAUUAUUUUGGUUGUUUAGAAGAAAAACAAUAUUUUAUUGUCAUUUUCCUGAUAAAUUAUUAUGUGUAGAGAGGAAAUCAUUAAUAAAAAAAUUUUAUAGAUUAUUCUUAGACUCAUUUGAAGAGAUUAGCAUGUUAUUUGCUAAUUUAAUAUUAGUAAAUAGUUAAUUUACAAGAGAAAUAGUAAAAUAAGCUUUUCCUAUUUAUAAUAAAUAUGGUAGACAACCUGAAGUAUUAUACCCAGCAAUAGAAUUUUCAAAAUUUGACAUACCUCCAGAUCUUAAUAGACAUGAUAGUAGAUUAAGUGGAAAUAAUUAUUUUUUAUCUUUAAAUAGAUAUGAAAGAAAAAAGAAUAUUGCAUUGGCAAUUCAUGCAUUUGCUGCAUUUAGAUAAUAAUUAUCUUAAAAUGAGAAUAUAGAAUAAAUAAGAUUAGUAAUAGCAGGAGGAUUUGAAUAACGAGUGGAAGAAAAUGCAUAACAUUAUGAAGAAUUAAAUUAGAUUGCAUAAAGAUAAAAUGUAGCUGAAUAUGUGUCAUUUAAAAAAAAUAUAUCUGAUUCUGAACGAACUUGGUUGAUGUCUAAUACUUUAGCUGUUCUAUAUACACCAGAAAGAGAACAUUUUGGUAUAGUUCCAGUUGAAGCUAUGUAUAAUUAAGUUCCUGUAAUUGCAUGUAAUUCUGGAGGACCCAAAGUAUUUAUUAUUAUUGAUAUAAUAAAUAGGAAUCAAUUUAGAAUGGAGUAACUGGUUAUCUAUGUGAAUCAAAAACUAAUGAAUGGUGUUAGAGAAUGAUAGAAAUUUACUAAAAUAAAGAAAAGAGUAAAGAAAUGGGAGAAAAAGGUAGAGAAAGGGUUAUAUAAUUAUUUGGAUUUACUUAGUUUUAAAUGCAAAUAGAUAGUUAUGUUAGAAUGGUUUCCUCAAAAGGGAAAUAAAAAUAAUAAUGAAUAUUAAAGGUUAUUUUG